This is a messenger RNA of Xylaria bambusicola, 2120 nucleotides long. RefSeq lists its product as uncharacterized. The record is from RefSeq and is a predicted model, not a curated record. NCBI's taxonomy places the organism in Eukaryota, Fungi, Ascomycota, Sordariomycetes, Xylariales, Xylariaceae. Gene Ontology annotation, cellular component: post-mRNA release spliceosomal complex; U2-type spliceosomal complex. The coding region runs from base 480 to 1865 and encodes 461 amino acids. Gene Ontology annotation, biological process: mRNA splicing, via spliceosome. The transcript has a single exon.
GAUCCACUCGUCCUUCCUGCGGGGCUUAAAAGAGCCUCGUCUCUCAUCCAGCUUCCUCAUCGCAGCUCUGGCUCGUAAUCCUGUCUACAUAUGCAAUCAAGUCUUCUCGCGCAGCGUUAUACACGCAUACGCCAUACUAGGUAUAGACAGACGGAUUGGAAGUACCGGUAACUCACACCGACAAGUUUACCGUUUAGCCCGCUUUCCUUCCCCAUUCUCGCCUCAGAUCAAAUGAAAUGAUCUCAUUACCUGUUGGCUCACAGGCACAGAGCCAUCUGAUCCAAAAGCCCUACCCUUGAGCUAAGCUUUCGACGGUUCUCCGCGUUUCAAACACUACACCCUGGACCGUCGCAAAUUCAAACUACAACUCCCUCACAGCGACCUUUCGAAUGCGCACAGUCACAUCGACGACCUCUUCGAUCUAACCUUGCCGCGCUACUUACUCCUCAAACACACGUCACGACGAACUAGCCGCCACCAUGCAGGGUUUCAACAUGGGGCGGUACGUCCCGCCGGACGUUGAGGGGACCAUCUCAGGCAAUGCGCUGAACAGGAAACACGCCCUAGGCUCGCGCGCCUCGAAGUUGCGCACCGAAGGCAUCCUGACGGUGCGCUUCGAGAUGCCCUUCGGAGUCUGGUGUGGAACUUGCACGAAACCGACCAUCAUCGGCCAAGGUGUGCGCUUCAACGCUGAGAAGAAGAAAGUCGGCGCCUACCACAGCACGCCCAUAUGGAGCUUCCGGAUGCGCCACGCAGACUGCGGCGGCGUCAUCGAGAUUCGGACCGACCCCGCCAAUUCCGAGUACGUGGUAACCGAAGGGGGAACUCGGCGCGACACAGGGGACGAUAAAGACGAUAGCCUAGUGUCUUCCAGCGCCUUGGUUGGGGGCGUGGGAGAGAUCCUGACCGGGAAAGAGAAGGAUGCUCUUCGUAAUAAUGCUUUUGCGACAUUGGAAAAGACCAUCGAGGACCGCGCCGUGCUGAUCGAGAGAUCACAUCGAAUUGCGGAGCUCGAAGAUGCGAGCCAUCGUGCUUGGGAAGACCCGUACACUCAGAAUCGCCGUCUAAGAGCCGCUUUUCGCGCCGGGCGCAAGGCCCGCGAAAAAGAAGCCGCGAGCACAGAGGAUUUACAAGAGCGCAUGAGUUUAGGCAUCGACCUCGUACCAGCGACAGAAGAAGACGCACGACGCGCAGCGCUCGUGGAUUUCGGCAUUGGCGCCAGCUCCGAGCAAGAUGAAGCCCUCCACGGCGAAAUGAACAAUAAGGCGAGGAUACAUGACGCGGCACUCACGAAGCCACUCUUUGGUACACAUUCAGCACCGAGCAGUACCCAACAUGGCGAUUCUCAGAAAACAAAAGACGGUAUCUCAAAACCCGACUCGCAAAAGGGCAAAAAGCGUCUAAAAUCCGAAAUCAAGGCUUCUUCAACUCGCGACUCCCUCGUAUCCUCGCUCACGCGCAACACGCGCGCAUCGCAAGACCCAUUCAUACUACCAUUUAUUCCGCGGCCCCGAGGCGGCGAAUCUUCUACUUCUAUUUCUACUUCUACGACAACAAAAUCCACCCCGACGCCGUCGAGAAUCCAAGGGAUAAAGCGGAAGCGGGCCGAUAACCACCCUCAUUCCAAUCCCCCUAACUCACACCCGUCAUCUCCGUCUUCAUUUUCGUCAACGGUGGCCCUGGGGAAAAGAAGUAGAGAAGCAGGAGAAACAGCGCGCGAAAGACAAAAGAUGGAGAUUCCAACUACUAAUGACGAGACUACUCAUCGACCCAGCGGGGGCGGAAGCGGACAACUUUCAGGGCCCGAGAAAUCUAGGUCUAUGUCUACGUCUACGUCUGCGCUGGUAGAAUAUGACUCGGAUUAGGUGAGGCUUUACUUUACUUUGCUUUACUCGAAAAGGUAUAUAAACAACCAAAAGGCCCAGUGGGAUGGGUGAAUGAUUAAUGAAUGAAUGAAACAUGCAUAUAUACAGAUGUAUAUCAUGCCACUGUAUAUAGAACAAAUGUACAUACCUACAUAUAUACACUGCACACAAGUUUUGUCCAGAUAGAUUCCCAAGAUCCCUGCACAAAUGAGAAAUAGCAGAAGCAAAGCGGUAAUAGGAUAAUAUAUAUAUAUA